AAUCAUCCCGCCCUCGAGUCCACACACACACACACACACACACACACGCUGCUGCUGCUGCUGGCUAGCGAUGCCGAACUGAGUCCUAAUCCUGAAUCUGUGACAAAACAAUAUAUAAUAAUCUACCGGAAUAAGCGCCCGUCGACGGUGAUUUAUCGUCCCGGUCUGACAGACUGUUAGCUUCAAGCUAACUCAGCGCUGAGGAAAGUUUGCGCGAGGACCACCUUCUGUGCGCGCGCGCGCGCGUGUACGUGUGUGUGUGUGUGUGGUUUUUCUCCUCUAAAUCAAAUUUCACACGGAAAGUUCGGGAAUGUCUCUGUCGGUACCGCAGAACGGACAGGGCGAUAACGAGCCCGUUAUCGAGCUUUUUGUCAAGGCUGGCAGUGAUGGAGAGAGCAUAGGGAACUGUCCUUUCUCCCAGCGCCUCUUCAUGAUCCUCUGGCUGAAGGGAGUGGUAUUUAAUGUCACCACCGUUGACCUGAAAAGGAAACCAGCAGAUCUUCAGAACCUGGCUCCAGGAACACACCCUCCUUUCAUCACGUUCAACAGUGAAGUCAAGACUGAUGUUAACAAGAUCGAGGAGUUCUUGGAAGAUGUACUCAGCCCACCCAAGUACACUAAGCUCGGUGCCAGGCACCCUGAGUCCAACACAGCAGGGAUGGACAUCUUUGCCAAGUUCUCAGCCUACAUCAAGAACUCCAAACCGGACGCCAACGAGGCUCUGGAGCGAGGUCUGCUAAAGACUCUGCAGAAGUUGGAUGAAUACCUGCGCUCUCCGUUGCCCGAUGAGAUCGACCACAACAGCGUGGAGGACAUUAAAGUGUCCACACGCAAAUUCCUGGAUGGAGACGAGAUGACGCUGGCUGACUGCAACCUGCUUCCAAAACUGCACAUCGUCAAGGUGGUGGCAAAAAAGUACAGAGGUUUUGAGAUCCCUAAAGACAUGACGGCUGUGUGGAAGUACCUGAGCAACGCGUACUCCCGUGACGAGUUCACCAACACCUGCCCCAGUGACAAGGAGAUUGAGAUCGCCUACGCCGACGUGGCCAAGAGGCUCGUCAAAUAAACAGCCUCACCAAACCCACCACCCCCACUUUUUUUUAAACCCCCCCCCAACACUGGGUCAUCUUUAAUUUUACACAGAAAAAAAACAAGUACAGACUCUCUUUUUUUUUCUGAUUCUUUAGAGUAUAAUAACCCAGUGCAUGACAUAUUAUAUAUAUAUAUUUUUUUUCUUCUUCUUCUUCCUAAUUCACACAUCUUAAAGAUCCUACAUUCGAAGGAAAAUCUGUCUGAUUCUAUUUAACCUUUUUAUUUUUUAAUCACACGAGAAGUGCAAGUGUUAAUUUAACAAGUGUGUAUCGGUACAGCUCACUAUAGCUCACACAUGCGCGCACACUCCUCUUCCUUUAGCAGCACAAGAGUGUGUAUUCACCAUCCUUUUAUGAUUUGGGUGAAAGAGAGCUGCUUUUCUAAGCUUGCACAGCGAGCAUCUCUGAAGCUUUUUUUUUUCUGACAAAUUCACAGCUAAACAGUGUUGGAAGCUCCAGUGUUUUGUUUUUUCUUAGUUUUUGAGAGCGCUUCAUCAGGCACCGACUGAUCAUCAGACUCCGAAAUGAAGGUAGACCUUUAAAAUUAAAAUAAAAAAAAAAAAUCUGUUUUUCAUUUUUUCAGAUAUUAUUAUUUUUAUUUAAACUCUGCCCACUUGCUUUUUUUUUUUUUUUUAAAUAAAACACCACACUAGAGGUGAAGCUGGACAGCCAUUCAUUUUUUUUAAAUUAAUUUCUGCUGUGCUUGAUUGUACUUUAAUCAUAGAUUUAAGAGGGAAAAAAAGUUUGUUAGGUUUAAAAAAAAAAAAAAAAAAAAAAAAAAAAAAAAGAAAAGUAAAGUGUGUUGAUGAUGUGGACAGGGGUGCCAAAACUUGUACUGGUGGUCUGAAGGCGAUAAGAAAUCAACAGGCGAACUUGGGACCGGCUUUUUUUUUCUCCCCCCCCAUCGGAUAAACGUACAAAUUUCAACGUACAAAUGUUUUUAUUUUUUAUGACCAAACUAAAGACAUUUCAGUUCUCACUUCAGUUCUUUUUUUUCAGUUUUCUUUUUUUUUUCCUUAAAAAAACCUUUGAAUGUAGCUGAAUGAACGCCUUAAUCAGGUGCAUGACUUUUAAUACGACACCUCGUCUGGCCUUAUAUUCUUACGAUUCGUGUUUGUAUUAAACGACAAUAAAGACAAAAGUGGUGAAAAAAUGCUGCAAAUCACGAUUGUACACUAUAGGUGUAUAUAUCUAUAGAUGGUCAUGUAUCAUUAUUCUUUUUUUUAUUUUAGUAAUUAUAACUUGAUCUAGAAAAAACGACUACAGCUUUAUCUUUUUUCUAACAUUCGUUGGAUUUUGAUUAUUUUUUUUUUAAAUAAAAAGGUACAAUUGUGCAUUUUUUUGUUCCCACAAAUUUUUUUUUCUUGUUUGAACCGUUCCAUUAUGACAAUACAGUGGUCUGACGACGAAUGUUUCUACUCACAAGUGAACGAAUAAAACGUGUCUGGAUAUUUAUUCCACAGCAGGACAAAGCGAGAUGAUUUUACUAACGAGCUUCUGUUAAACGGAGCCUUCUGUGUUUCCUGUGAGGAAGUUGUUCUGUACGCGUGUACGUUUGUACGACGAUCAGGAUUCGAAGGUUUACUUUCACACCGUAUCCGGAGGGAAGAACACUAACAUGACACCUCACACUCCAGAAGUGCAGAAUUAAGAGUGUUAUAUUCAGUUAUAGCUGGAGGAAAAGACUUUUUUUAUGUCUAAUCAUUUAGAUGCUGUAGAUAAAUUCAGAGUCAGGUUUGGAGUGUGGUUUAUUGUAGUGUUUUGUGUGUGUAUAGGAGUCAGAUCUAGUGCCACCCUCUGGACUUCUGGUUCUAUACAAUAAGGACACACACGCACACACACACACACACACACACACACGCACACACACACACACACACACACAAAUACAGUAUAUAAAGAAAUAAAUAUUUAGAACUGUGUUGUUACUCAGUAAAAGCUUAUUGUUUAAGUGCCAUAUUAGAUAUUUGCCUUAUUUGUUUGUUUAGAUUGUCUCAGUGAGUAUCUUAAAAAAAAGUUGGUUAGGUUUUUUA
Messenger RNA from Tachysurus vachellii, 3124 nucleotides. RefSeq names its product chloride intracellular channel 4 (gene clic4). Bases 311 to 1066 code for a protein of 251 amino acids. The record is from RefSeq and is a predicted model, not a curated record. The transcript has 6 exons. Lineage: Eukaryota; Metazoa; Chordata; Actinopteri; Siluriformes; Bagridae.